Messenger RNA from Adineta ricciae, 2718 nucleotides. The record is from the annotation of a GenBank genome assembly. Lineage: Eukaryota; Metazoa; Rotifera; Eurotatoria; Adinetida; Adinetidae.
AUGGCAUCAGGGGAAGAAACAACAAGUGCGUCUGCUAUUCCUGAACGUGAACUACGAUCAAAAACGAAAGCAGCUGUUUCAUUUCAAACUCAAAGCUCUCCAAGUCGAACAAACCGUCGUAGUUUUCGUGGCCGAGCAAAAUCAUCAACAGCAAGUCCUAUACUCAGUAGAAAACUAAUCAAAUCCAUUUCAAGAAGAAAUUCGACCCAAAUCACAGUGGAUUCUAUCGAGAUUAAUGAAUCAAUGGCGUUAGAUCAAAAUAAUACCAAUGAUCAAAUUAGCGUGUUAGAUGAUACCAUGGAUUGCGAUAUUAUCGAACGCACUACAACAUCGAAUAAUCUUCCGGAUGGAAUUGUUCCUAAUUUAACGAUCGAUGACAAUCCAACGACCGAUGAUAAUCAAACGGCUGCUAUGGAAAACGAUCAUUUGAAUCAAAGUAGUGAUACCGAUGAAGAGAACAGUGUCAAGCGAACAAUGAAAACAACAAAAACAACAAAGAAAGAUGUUUUCAAGCAUUUUGAAAAAUUAGUAGAUGGUAGUUACAAAUGUACUUUAUGCGUCAAUAGUGAUAAGGUUUUCAGUAAAAACAACGAAAACUCUGACAGUAACUUGCGUAGUCAUCUCGGCAAAACGCAUCGAAUGCAAGAUUUUCUUUAUCCAUCUCAAAAAGCUCAACACCAACCAAAACCAAAAAUGAUUUCUUCUGGAGAAAAGGCCAUCCUGGAUGCUGCUGCUAUCGAAGCAAUCACACAAGACUCAUUACCUUACAACCAUUUCAGAAAAAAAGGUAUGACCAAAUUUUUAUCGCUCAUGAAACCUGGAUAUCGAGGACCACACAGAAAGACUGUUAGUAAACGUCUUUCAUUAUUAUACCAAGAAAAACGAAAAUUGAUUAAAGAGCAAUUGUCAUCUGUGCACAAUGUUAGUUUAACAGCUGAUGUAUGGAAGAGUAAAACACACGAUUAUUUUAUUUGUUUAACUUGCCAUUAUUUCACCGCAUCGCUUGAAAAUAAAUCGAUUGUCUUGUCAUUUCGUCGGUUUUCUGAUAAACAUUCUGGAGAAAAUUUCCGAAAUUUUAUUAUCCAUGAAUUAAAAAAAAUGAAUCUGGAAAACAAGAUCCAAUCUAUUACCACCGACGGCGGACCGGAUAUCAAGUGUGCUACUCAAGGUGAAACCUUUGGAAUUCGUAUUGGAUGUGCAGCGCAUAAUCUUAAUCUGGUCGUCAAAAAGGCUUUAUGGCUAUUUGAUAAAACAUCAACAAAAGCCAAAUCUUCAUCGGAUGCAACAACUAAACCAAAUGAUGAUCACAAUGAUUAUGAGGAAUGUGACGACAAUGAAGACGACGAGGAAUACGAGGAUUAUGUUGCUGAAAUUGAAGUAUUAAACCUAGAUGCUACCGGAGACGGUUAUUGUAGCGAUGUUUCUGAUGAUUUUACUUCUAACCAUGAUGCUGCGAAUACUUCGGUCGUAUCUAAUGAUGAUUUAUCGAGCAACGAUGAUAUGAAUGGAACUGACGACGAAAACGAAGCAUCGCCUCGGGUUAUCGAAAGCAUCCAACGGCCGCGGAAUGAACAAACAGCUACUACAGCUACCUAUCAUUCCGACGAAUUACCAACCACCAUUUUUAAUCUGUUAAAACGGAUCAGAAAAUUAGUCAAUUUUAUUCGAAAGUCUAGUGUUCUCAGUCGAUAUGUUCGCCACCAAAUCCAUUUGAAACAAACCGAACUAACGCGACGUGCUGAAGAACAAAAGACUGCAGCCAUUAAAUUGAAUAACUUCGUUCUCGAUUUUCGUAUUCGAUGGAACACAACUUAUACCAUGUUGUCUCGAUUUAUUGCCCUUAGUGGAAUCGUUAAUGAUAUUACAUUAUCACCAAGCACCGAAAUUGGUUUGACAAAACGACAAUAUGAAAAGCUAAGAAAACUUUCGUUUUCUUCGAAUGAUUGGUUAUGUCUAUCAGCACUUAAAAAUGUUUUGUUUCCUUUUUACAAAGCGACGUCAUUACUAUCCGGAUCGAAAUAUCCAACAUUAUCGAUAUCAUUUCAAGUUUUGAAAGGACUGAAAAUCUUUUUAACCAAAAACAAAAAUGAUCAACCGUUGGAAAAUGCAAUGAAACAUCUGCUCUUUGGACAAUUUCAUCAUUAUUUCGAACGAGAAACCAAAUGGGAACAAAAGCAAGCUACUUUGAUUGCUGCCUUUCUUGACCCAACUACCUAUCGACUAUUGGAAGACGAGGAGCGUUUUGAAGCAGAACGAUUACUUUUAGUAGAGUUUGAUAUCAAUCAAUCAUUGGAAGGAUUGCGAAUCAACAUUCCUGCAACAACGGCAAACAGCGAAUCAACAUCAUCACAUCAUGAGCCGAUGCUAAGCAGUACCACAUCUAAACAGACAUCUUCAUUGAAUGAAUUUUUAUCGAUUUGUGAAAUGACUUUACCUGAAUGUACACCAACACCUUUCGUCAAAGAGACAUUCACGUUCAAAGAAGAAUUAUGCCACUACAUGGCCACAAAUCGUUCGCAAUCGGAUUUCGCCAAAUAUUGGCUUCAAGAGGAGAAAAAUCUUCCAAAGCUUUUACAAUUCGUCAAGCGAUACAACUGUAUACCGGCGACGAGUGUGCCAGCUGAAAGUGCAUUCAGUGUGGCUGGAUACAUUCAGCGUAAAACUCGAUCAUCUCUUUCAACGACAGGACUUAGAUACUCAAUGAUUUUGCGUGAAUAA